AAAAAAUGGAAUCUUUUGUUUGGAAAGUUCUGCCUUGAAUCCACGUUUGUUUUAUCAUCUCUUUUCCGGUGGAAAAAAGAAAAAUGAACGAUCUAUAUUUUACAGGGAUCUUCACCAAAAUUCGGAUAAAUGCUGUCUGGAAGCACGAGAGUCUGUCGAAGUGGACAAGUUACUAAAUUUAUGUGAGAAUGGAUGCUGUUGUUCUAACAACAAAGAUUCCUUCCACUUCCACUUGCUUCAACUCCCACUUCCCCAUCCAUUUCUGAACGAUUUCUUUUCCCAAAACCCUCAAAUCCAAGAGGUUGUUUGUAUUUUCCUCUUUUUCUUGCCACUAUCUAUCUUUCUUCUCUAUCUCUUGGUCUUUGUUGCUUUGAUCUUGAGAGAAAGAUAAUGGGGUUUUGUUUUAGGGAUUGAUAUUCUGUUUUUCCCUCAUUUUGAAUGCCAGAGAGGGGGUUCUCCUGUUUUGUUUGCUGAUAUUGCAGGUAAUUUCAUUAUUCAAUUGACCCAAUAACGAGUUUGUUGUUCUUGUGAUGGGAAAUUCUUGACUGGGUUUCUUAUUGUUGAAACCGAUGUUUUUUAGGAUUGACAAUGACUUUCCAGCUUUUAAGCAGUCAAUCUUGUAUAUCUGCUUAUGUAAAUACUCGUAGAAUUCAGCUACAAUGGAGGUUGAAUCCUGUUCAGGCUUUGCCACCAUCAACUCUAUUGCACACUGAUGAAAGUGAACAUUUUCCAGAAUCUAAAAAGACUUCUGGGUUCAGCUCAGUAUUGAAAACGAAUAAAGAUUCAACUGGUAUUUUGCUAAGUCAAUCAAAUACAGUGGGUAUAUUAGGAGGAUCUUCUGUGAAUUCUACUGUAAACUUCUUGGGAAAAUUAGUUAAAUGGAGUACCAAAGAUGGAGAAUCUCAAUCUGGUCUCCCUUUUGUUCUUUGCUCUGAUCCAACUCUUAGUAACGAGCUCCAAGUGUUUGAUAAAAGUUCUCACCCAGUUCUCAACUACAAGAGUGAGGAUUUAGGAUUGGACUCUGAGUUAGUAGUUGAGAGUUUGAAGAGUAAGAGAACUUUUCUCGAGAAUUCAGGUGCUCGUUGCAUUGUAAUGCCUUGCCACAUCUCUCAUUUGUGGUAUGAAGAUGUUUCAAAAGGGUGUCCUGUUACCUUCCUUCACAUGGCUGAUUGUGUUGCUAGAGAGCUCAAGGAAGCAAAGUUGAAGCCACUCGAAGCUGGGAGUCCCUUACGGAUUGGAGUUCUUGCAACCAAUGCAAUUUUAAGUGCAGGGUAUUAUCAGGAGAAACUGCAGAAUGAAGGAUUUGAGGUGGUACUUCCAGACAAAGCAACUAUGGAACAUACUGUAAUUCCUGCAAUUGAGGCUCUAAACAGAAAAGACAUAGAAGGGGCAAGGAAUUUACUGAGAAUUGCACUUCAAGUUCUUCUGGUGAGGGCUGUCAACUCUGUCAUCCUUGCCUCUGAUGAUAUAAAGGAUAUUUUGCCCUUGGACGAUCCCCUUCUUAGGAGAUGCAUUGACCCAAUGGACGCAUUAGCAAGGUCCACUAUCAAUUGGGCACAAUGUGCUGAAUAAGGAACUCUCUCCGGGCCUUCAGGUUUACCUUGGCAACUGGCUCUUUUAUGUCGGGUUUCUUUUGACAAUAAGGUGAUAUGGUAAUCACAUUUUUCAUUUAGACAUCACGAGUCCAUGGAAAAGAUGGGAACCAAGCUCAUCAAGUGAUGUAAAUAGAUCGGUGGGGAAAAAGUGUUUGAUGAUGAUGCUGAUACUAGUCUUAGUAGAUGCAUGUACUGUUUCUUUCUCCCCCCGCCCUCCAAAAUGACAAAAAAAUAAUAAUAAUUUAAGAUGUGUAGCGAGAUUUUUGUGAAAUGAAUUGCUGUUUGCUCCAUCUUCUCACCCUAUCAAUAGAAUCGACUGUGAUUGACACAUCAUUAUAAACAGUUGGUUGAGAAUUAUUGUACUCAGGAAGUCGAAAGUUUGCAGUUGGGGUUCCCUCAUGAAUUGGAAUGUUUUGUGGUAAUGGUAAGAUCUAGACCUACACAGUUGUGGAUCA
Molecule: messenger RNA, 2050 nt
Organism: Cucumis sativus (cucumber)
Lineage: Eukaryota; Viridiplantae; Streptophyta; Magnoliopsida; Cucurbitales; Cucurbitaceae
Product: broad specificity amino-acid racemase RacX
Exons: 3
Coding region: 589-1572 (327 amino acids)
Source: RefSeq, a predicted model, not a curated record